AUGUCCAAAACUGUCAUUGUCGGAGGCGGCAUUAUCGGACUUUCCACCGCAUAUUAUCUAUCUCAAUCACCAGGCGCUCCCUCUGACCAAAUCCACAUUGUCGAAGCUUCUCCACGCUUCUUUGCCUCCGCUUCUGGCUUCGCUGCAGGGUUCUUAGCGCGCGACUGGUUCUCCCCUGCAACGGCUGCCCUAGGAGCGCUCUCUUUCGACCUUCACAAGGAACUAGCAGAAAAUUUCAACGGACGAGAAAGAUGGGGCUAUAGUCCCAGCACAUCUGGCAGUUUGAAUCUCAGUGGUGUCGCAGGCGGGCCCCGUGGCGAAGACUGGCUGCGAGACGGAACGAGUCGUGCCGAAGCAGCGAAUGCUGCUCAACAGUUCUUCAAAGAGGGCGAGGGCCCGUCAUGGCUCACGCAUCCCAAGGGCACGGAUCUAGAACUACUCAGCGGCGGGGAGAGCACAGCCCAAGUGGACCCCCUGAAACUAUGUCAAUUUCUCCUGGAACAAUGCAAAGUGCGCAAUGUACAAAUCCAUCAGCCUGCCGAAGCCAUUUCCAUCUCGCAGGAUCUACGGGGCGAGAUCUCCAGCGUGCGCAUCGCGGAAGGCGAAUCCGAGACCGAUAUCCCUUGCACCCAUGUCGUUUUCACGGCUGGCGCAUGGACUCCUACUGCGUUUUCCAGAGUGUUCCCUCAGGCAGGUAUUAAGAUACCAGUGACGCCGCUAGCUGGACACUCGCUGGUCGUCAAGUCCCCGCGGUGGACAGAAGAGCACGAGAUUCGCGGAUGCCAUGCCGUCUUCACGGCCGACCCACGAGGGUUCAGUCCAGAAAUCUUCUCCCGACUCGGUGGAGAAAUAUACCUCGCGGGUGUGAACUCAAGUACGAUCCCGCUGCCAGAGAAGGCGACCGAGUCCGAACCACAGCGCGAGUCGAUGCAGCAGUUGGAACACACGGCAAAGCAAUUGCUGGGAAUCGCGUCAGAUAAAUCUACCGCUGAAGGUGAAGGGGCAGGUGCCACUGUAGGAGGCCAAUUGAGUGGGAGUCUAAGUGACCUGGAACUUGUGCGGGAAGGGCUUUGCUUCAGACCCGUCACGCCGAGCGGCAAGCCCAUCCUCACGAGGAUACAGGAUGACAAGCUGGGUUAUGGAAUUUCGACCCGCGGCGGUGGCGAGGGCGGCGUGUUUGUCAGCGCGGGCCAUGGUCCGUGGGGCAUCAGCAUGAGCUUGGGCACAGGGAAGGUCCUUGCAGAAAUGGUUCAGGGGCUGCAGACUUCUGCCGAUGUUAGUGCACUGGGUAUAUAAUCUAAGCCUAGGAUCAGCAAUAUGGCAAUAUAUUCGGGCUGCAUAUAUGGGAUUGGAGCCGUCAUGCUCGUUCAGGGUAAAUUUCAAAAAGCUUGUUGCGCUGCAUCCCUUUGCAUUUGGAACGAUAUUUUUUGAAAGAACACCUGAUUGAAAAUGGCAUCACGCUCUCGAAUCGAAGUCCACGCAGAGGAUGAACCACGCGAAGGAUGAAAUGAAUGUAUCGCUCCAGUCGAGAGUAAAGGUCUGGAAUAUAUUGAUAUUUAAUUCCUCGUGAACAGACACUCAUCGAUGUCCUGGGAAUCAUUCAUCCCCUGCAUGUACAUGAAAAUAAUAGAAGAAUUCGUAUCCUAGACGCCCGGCCGGGAUUAUUGCCUAUACAUAAAAACUCCGAUAUCCUUAAAACACCCGUAUGAGAUAUUUGCCUCGACCAUCGCAUAUCAAAAAG
Xylona heveae TC161 is the source of this 1741-nucleotide messenger RNA. Its product is annotated as FAD dependent oxidoreductase-like protein. Lineage: Eukaryota; Fungi; Ascomycota; Xylonomycetes; Xylonales; Xylonaceae. The transcript has 2 exons. Gene Ontology annotation, molecular function: oxidoreductase activity. The coding region runs from base 1 to 1296 and encodes 431 amino acids. Gene Ontology annotation, biological process: retrograde transport, endosome to Golgi. Gene Ontology annotation, cellular component: cytoplasm; late endosome. The record is from RefSeq and is a predicted model, not a curated record.